Molecule: messenger RNA, 2584 nt
Organism: Morus notabilis
Lineage: Eukaryota; Viridiplantae; Streptophyta; Magnoliopsida; Rosales; Moraceae
Product: glycine--tRNA ligase, mitochondrial 1
Exons: 9
Coding region: 236-2404 (722 amino acids)
Biological process (GO): mitochondrial glycyl-tRNA aminoacylation
Cellular component (GO): mitochondrion; cytoplasm
Molecular function (GO): glycine-tRNA ligase activity; ATP binding
Source: RefSeq, a predicted model, not a curated record
AAAAAUAUCUUACAAGUAAAAUCUUAAUUUUUUUUUUCUUUUCUUGAAACGUAGUAUUAUCUAGGUCUCAAAACUCUCUCAGAAUAAAAAGGUAUACAAAUCGUACGAUUGAGAACAAUACAUAGGAGCAUUGUCUUAAAUUUUUCCGGAGGAUAUUGAGACCCAAACCCUAGUGGAAUUGUAGUAGUGGAGUAGUGAGCGAGAGGCAGAGAGAGAUUCUUGCGUUCUUAUUCGCAUGCGCUGCAUUUCUUUGUCUGGGUUCGGUUUCAAAUCAGUUUCAUCUUUCUUCAACCUCCGAGCCCUAAGCUUCACCUUCUCAUCAAUGGCGUCCUCCGAGGAUUCUCUCCGCCGAGCGCUCGCCGAUAAGCAAUCGGCGGUGGAAGCGCAGGCUAACAGCGUCCGUGCUCUCAAGGCCGCUGGCGCUCCCAAGCCAGACGUCGAAACAGCCAUCGAAGCCCUCAAUGCGCUCAAGCUGCAGAAGGCUUCCAUCGAGAAGGAUCUCCAAGCAGCUGUCACCGGCGCCGCCGAUGGCUCCGCUGUCAGCAGGGAGGCUUUCCGACAGGCGGUGCUCAACACUUUGGAACGUCGUCUGUUUUACAUUCUGUCGUUCAAGAUCUACCGCGGCGUCGCCGGGCUUUAUGACUACGGUCCGCCUGGUUGCGCUGUUAGGUCUAAUGUUCUUGCGUUUUGGCGUCAGCACUUUGUUCUUGAGGAGAACAUGUUGGAAGUGCACUGUCCCUCAGUGACCCCUGAAAUUGUUCUCAAAGCUUCGGGGCAUGUCGAUAAAUUCACCGAUCUUAUGGUCAAGGAUGAGAAAACUGGUACUUGCUUCCGGGCUGAUCACUUGCUCAAGGACUUUUGCAAUGAAAAACUUCAGAAGGACCUUACCAUUUCUGCCGAGACUGCUGCUGAGUUGAGACAUGUCCUUGCUACUUUGGAUGAUCUGUCAUCCGACGAGCUUGGUGCGAAAAUCAGAAAGUAUGGCAUCACAGCUCCGGACACUAGGAAUCCACUUUCGGAUCCUUACCCAUUCAAUCUGAUGUUCCAGACAUCGAUUGGCCCAUCUGGCUUGAGCCCUGGGUACAUGCGGCCAGAAACUGCUCAAGGCAUAUUUGUAAACUUCAAAGACUUGUAUUAUUACAAUGGGAACAAACUCCCUUUUGCUGCUGCUCAAAUUGGCGAGGCUUUUAGAAAUGAGAUAUCACCUCGCCAAGGCCUUCUGAGAGUUCGUGAGUUCACACUUGCUGAGAUUGAGCACUUUGUUGAUCCAGAGGACAAAUCUCACCCAAAGUUUUCAGAAGUUGCAAAUCUCGAGUUUCUGAUGUUCCCAAGGAAAGAACAAACUUCUGGCCAAUCUGCAAAGAUAAUUCGAUUGGGUGAAGCAGUUGCCGAGGGUAUUGUUAACAAUGAAACUCUUGGCUACUUCAUUGGGAGAGUAUAUCUUUUCCUUACUCGUCUUGGUAUACAUGAAAACCAUUUACGGUUCCGCCAGCACCUUGCUAAUGAAAUGGCUCACUAUGCUGCUGACUGUUGGGAUGCUGAGAUUGAGUCGUCCUAUGGCUGGAUUGAGUGUGUCGGUAUUGCAGAUAGAUCUGCAUAUGAUUUACGUGCUCAUUCAGAAAAAAGUGGCGUUGCACUUGUUGCUGCUGAAAAAUUUUCAGAGCCCAGAGAAGUGGAGAAAUUGGUUGUGAUUCCGGUGAAGAAAGAGCUAGGUCUUGCGUUCAAGGGGAGCCAAAAGAAUGUUGUUGAAGCUUUGGAGGCAAUGAAAGAAGAAGAAGCUUUGGAAAUGAAAGCCAAUUUAGAAACCAAAGGAGAGGUGGAGUUUUAUGUCUGCACUCUUGAGAAGAAUAUAACUAUUAAGAAGAGCAUGGUGACGAUUUCAAAGGAGAAGAAGAAAGAGCACCAAAGAGUCUUCACACCAUCGGUAAUCGAGCCAUCUUUUGGUAUUGGUCGCAUUAUAUAUUGCCUCUAUGAGCACUCUUACUACAUGAGACCAAGCAAAGCCGGGGAUGAACAGUUAAAUGUGUUUCGGUUCCCCCCACUCGUUGCACCUAUUAAGUGCACAGUUUUCCCACUGGUUCAGAAUCAACAGUAUGAGAAUGUUGCAAAAGACAUUUCCAAGUCUUUGACUGCGGCUGGAAUCUCUCAUAAGAUUGACAUUACAGGUACUUCCAUAGGCAAAAGAUAUGCGAGAACUGAUGAACUCGGUGUACCGUUUGCAAUCACAGUGGACUCGACAACAUCGGUGACGAUAAGGGAGAGGGACAGCAAGGAUCAAAUACGUGUCGAUGUGGAAGAGGCCGCAGCCAUUGUCAAGGAGGUAACUGAGGGUCGCAGGACUUGGGAAGAUGUCUGGUCGUCAUUUCCGCAUCAUUCCUCUGUAUCUGCAGAUGCAGAUGAUUGAAAUUGCGUACUUGCAUUCAUUUUGACACACAACAAAAGCAUUGACAUAUUAUAUAAUUUUGAGUUUAUUAAUUGUAUGACAAUUUACAGAGUCUAAAAUGAUGAUCUGGAACCAGAUUUUACAACGUUAGUCUGUACCUUUUCCGAAAUUUCUAAAUCUUCGGUUUUUUUUUUUUUACCU